AUGGAUUCGACUGGAAUUCGAACUCGGCACUACGAUUCCUCAAUCUGCUAUCCAUUACUUCACCGUGCCUCCCUUAGUAGCAAAGUUAAAAGCGGUAGUUUUACAUGUCACUCCGCUUGUCUUAAUCUCUUUCUUUCCCCUCUUUCUCUCCUUCUCCCUUUCUUUCCAACGCUCCUCUUCCUCUCCAUUGAUCGCCACUUCUUCCCACCUCUCUCUCUCCCUCUCUAUCUCUCUCUCUCUCUCUCUCUCUCUCUCUCUUGGAUUUCGUUAUUUACUAUGCGUGGCACAUGUAGUUGGAGAGCCCUGAGUGAGGACCAAGCUCACUACACAAGUAAAUAUGUCUAUAAGAAAAGCAUUCUCACUUUUGGUGCUGCAGAAGAGGCUUCUUAUGGAUUGUGCAAGGCAUUUUUUUUAAAUAUAUUUAUGCGUGUCAUGUUUCUUUUCUCAUGUGAUUGCACAUGUAUUGGCUGUUUGAAGUUGAGAGGCAAAAGACGAGAAGGAUGA
Acanthosepion pharaonis is the source of this 504-nucleotide messenger RNA. Lineage: Eukaryota; Metazoa; Mollusca; Cephalopoda; Sepiida; Sepiidae. The record is from the annotation of a GenBank genome assembly.